AAACAAACUCUCUAGUGGUUUUUUCAUUCAUUCAUUCACUAUUCUCACCUCAUGAGUCAUGUAGAUCUUCAAUCUCCUCUCAUGUCUCAAGCAUCUAGCUAGUAAAAAUCUAGAGUGUGGAAAAAAAUUGGUGAGAAAUUUUAUUUUAUAUUUUUGAAAAAAAGAAAAAGUGGAGAUUGAUAUGGAGUUUGAUGAGCAAGAAGAGCAAGAUGAAGAAAUGGGGAUCCCGGAGUCACCGCCGCCGGUGCCGGCGAGUUACGACCCGCUUUUGAACUCAGCACCGAGAUCCAAAAUCGCAGAGGUUUCAGCGCCUGUAAUCGGGAGGAAAGGCGGCUCGUUUACCCCGCCGGUGGCAGCGGGGGUUGUGAGGUACAGGGAAUGCCAGAAGAACCACGCCGUCAGCUUCGGCGGCCACGCCGUCGACGGGUGCUGCGAGUUCAUGGCUGCCGGAGAUGAAGGCAAGCUGGAGGCUGUGAUCUGCGCCGCCUGUAACUGUCACCGGAACUUCCACCGCAAGGAGAUCGACGGCGAAACAGUGGCCUCGUGCCAGAGGCAGCAGCCUCCGCCUCCUCCGGUGCACCACCACCAGUACCACAGCCAAUUCUCCCCUUACUACCACCGUGGACCUCAGCACCAUGCCGCCUCCGGCGGCUACCUCCACCACCACCUGACAACAUCUCCGACGGCGCCCCACCGGCCGUUAGCACUUCCACCGGCGACUUCAGGAGGUGGAUUCAGCAGGGAGGAGGAAGACAUGUCUAACCCUAGCAGCAGUGGUGGAGGCGGCGGUGGCGGCGGAGGUGGAAUGAAAAAGAGGUACAGGACCAAGUUCACGCCGGAGCAGAAGGAGAAGAUGCUGGCUUUUGCAGAAGAGCUUGGUUGGAGAAUCCAGAAGCAUCAAGAAGCUGCUGUUGAACAAUUCUGUGCUGAAACUUGUGUGAGGAGAAACGUUCUCAAGGUUUGGAUGCACAAUAACAAGAACACUCUUGGUAAGAAACCCUAAUUAACUUUUUCCGAUCAUUCUCUCCGAUUCUCUUUCAUGGUGGUGAAAGAGAGAAGGAGAGAAAGAGAAAGAGCAUUAUGUGUGAAAGAAAAAAGAAACUUUGAUGUUGAUGAAAGUGCAACUUAAUGGAGAUCGAUGUAGUUAGGGUUCUUACUUGUUCUUCAUCAUCAUUUGGUUAAUUAAAUAAUUUAGUUAAUUUCA
Lotus japonicus is the source of this 1204-nucleotide messenger RNA. RefSeq names its product zinc-finger homeodomain protein 2-like. Lineage: Eukaryota; Viridiplantae; Streptophyta; Magnoliopsida; Fabales; Fabaceae. Bases 182 to 1003 code for a protein of 273 amino acids. Gene Ontology annotation, molecular function: DNA-binding transcription factor activity; transcription cis-regulatory region binding. The transcript has a single exon. The record is from RefSeq and is a predicted model, not a curated record. Gene Ontology annotation, cellular component: nucleus. Gene Ontology annotation, biological process: regulation of developmental process; regulation of DNA-templated transcription.